CAAACACAACUGAGACACAGCCAUGUUCUUGCUUGUCAGCUGUUUCGCUCUUGUGGUGUCUGCACUGGGGUGUGGAGUUCCUGCUAUCAGACCCCAAGUGUCCGGAUACAACAAGAUUGUGAACGGAGAAACUGCUGUAUCUGGGUCUUGGCCCUGGCAGGUUUCACUUCAGGAUGGCAGGGGAUUCCACUUCUGUGGAGGAUCCCUGAUCAACCAGUACUGGGUUGUCACUGCUGCUCACUGCCGUGUGUCUCCUAGAAGCCACCGUGUCAUCCUGGGAGAGCAUGAUCGUCAGUACAACAGCGAGCAAAUUCAGGUCAAGUCUAUUUCCAGGGCCAUCACUCACCCCUACUACAACACUCAGAACUUCAACAAUGACAUCACCCUCCUGAAGCUGUCCUCCCCAGUUCAGAUGUCAUCUCGCAUAUCUCCUGUGUGCCUGGCCUCCUCCAGCACCAGCAUCCCCUCUGGAACUAGAUGUGUCACCACUGGAUGGGGCAGGACUGGCCAGACCUCAAGCCCACGUUUUCUCCAGCAGACUGCCCUGCCCCUGCUCAGCCCCGCUCAGUGCAAGCAGUACUGGGGUAGCAACAGAAUCACUGAUGCCAUGAUCUGUGCUGGUGCAUCUGGAGUGUCCUCCUGUCAGGGUGACUCUGGUGGCCCUCUGGUGUGUGAAAAUGGCGGAGUGUGGUCCCUUGUGGGUAUCGUGUCCUGGGGCACCUCUAACUGCAACGUACGUGCCCCUGCUGUGUAUGCCCGUGUGUCCUACUUGCGCAGAUGGAUUGACCAGACUGUUGCUUCCAACUAAUAUGCACAAAUACAACCUGCAACAUACAUAUGCUUACAUGUUUACCACAGCCUUGUCAUCCUGUGGUGUCUUUUUGAUAAGUGAUGUAUUCUACUUGACAUCAGUACUAGCUGCCGCAAAAACAUUUCUACUGUUUAUUAAUGGCAGUAAUGACUGACAUGUACUGCAAUGUUUGGUGCAUUUGUAAAAA
Messenger RNA from Sphaeramia orbicularis (orbiculate cardinalfish), 998 nucleotides. Its product is annotated as chymotrypsin-like protease CTRL-1. Lineage: Eukaryota; Metazoa; Chordata; Actinopteri; Kurtiformes; Apogonidae. Gene Ontology annotation, biological process: proteolysis. Gene Ontology annotation, molecular function: serine-type endopeptidase activity. The transcript is spliced from 7 exons. The record is from RefSeq and is a predicted model, not a curated record. Bases 23 to 808 code for a protein of 261 amino acids.